GUCAGUGCAGGCUGUGCUGCCUUGUCGUCAACAUCAAGCUGUUCCUCUCCGCCGCGUCCCUCAUCUCAGCGUCGUCGUCGUUCGGCGUUGUGGGUCGUCGUCUCCCGCGGCGGUCUCCUCGCUGUCUGGAGUAUGACCUGGGAUGACCCAACGUCCGCCAGAGCCGGGACUGGAACUGGAUCGCUGGCGCCGAAACCGAGUCGUUGCCUAUGCGCAAGGAUCUGGUGGGCUGCCCACUCUCGAGGUGCUUCGGUGGGUCCCUGCCCGGUGACCUAGGUAGGAUACCCAAGGUCCAGCAGCAGCCAGCCCACGAGUCAUGUGAGGGCGUCGGUCGGAAGCGCCGCCGCCACUUCAAACUUUUAUUUCUCAAGUUUGUUCGUCAUUUCGUCUCGAUUAGUCAUGGUCGUCCUGCUGACCUCUUAGAGGAGGAACCAGAAGGAAGCGGAAGAGAAAGGGCGUCUUCGUCGUCGUUCCUCGCGAGGCCUCAUCUCCCGUCUUGGAUUCCGAGAGGCUGGAUGCGCCCCGCAGUGUAUGGGUCAGGGAAGAGGGUGGUGGUGGGGUGGUGGUGGUGUGGUGGGGGGAGAGGAGGGGUGGCCGCGGGCUAUAGAGAGGAUGAGGGGGGUUGCCCUCGCUCUCUGAAAAGGCGUGGACGAGGCUGAGCGAGGGUUGCCCUCGCUCUCCCGAAGGCUUCGGGGGGCGUCCUUCCCUCAACGCCGCCCACUACCUCUACGGGAGGCUCAUUUAGAAUUACCUCUCCGGAGGGAGAGAGAGAGAGAGAGAGAGAGAGAGGAAAGAGCGAGAUUGGAACGAAACAAAGAAAUAUUGAUGUAUAAAGAGACAUAACAAUAAAAGGGGCUUGAGGGACAGCGCCAUAGAAGCCCCUUCUUCAAAAUAAGUUUUUGACUUUGGUAAAGAAACCGCUGGGAGCGGCGGGGAUCUUACCGGAAGUCAUUUGACUGCUCAAGGGAAACUUCACCUAUGAAGUCCUCACGACGGCCUCCUCUUCACUUUCCUCCUCCUCCUCUUCUCUUCAUUCUUCUUCUUCCUCAUCCUCUUCUCCUCUUUCUGCUCUCCCCCUUCCCCCUCCUUUCCCUCCAGAGGUGAUGUGCAUUCCGGUGCUGCAAGUGACCCGAUCGAAAUAAAAGGAAGAAGAGAUAAAAGAAAGAAAAGGGAGUCAGAAGGAAGCAGAGAUAAAAGAAAGCAUAGGUAGAGAAGAAGGAAGAGGAGGAACCCCUAGAGAAGAAAGAGGAAGAGGAGGAGGAGAGAGAGAGAGAGAGAGGGAGGCAGAGAAAAUAGCAGACCCGACGAUAUGGAUAGUGGUGUCAGUAAUAGAGGUCCACCUACACUCGUCAUGGUGAACAUGAAUGUGCGUUCUAUGGGUCCGUUCUCAGAGAAAGAAGAGUCCUACUCCAUGCAACUGUACCUGCGCCAAGUGUGGUUCGACACGCGCCUCAAAUUCAACAAGACCGACCUGGGCAAACCGGAGUUUUCCAUGAACUGGAUGUUCGCGGCCAAGCUCUGGAAGCCCGACACCUUCUUCAUCAACGGCAAAAACUCCUAUGCUCACAAAAUCACCGCCCCGAACACUUUCAUUCGUCUUAAGCACGAUGGACAGAUCACCUGGAGUUUGAGGUUGACUGUUCGCGCCAGCUGCAAGAUGCAUCUCAGAAAAUUCCCUCUGGACACGCAAAUAUGUCCGCUCACCCUGGCAUCUUACGGGUAUAAUGCCCAAGACAUACUCUACAAAUGGGCACCGGCGCUGGUAACAGUGGACGCCGACGUCAGCAUCGCCCAGUACGAGUUAUUCGACAUCAAACACGGUGACGACGUUGUAGUCGUCAGAAGAAAAGAGAACAGACAACCUGAGACCAUAUCGACGCUCAACGUCAAGUUCCACCUGAAGAGGCUGACGGGCUUUUUUCUCCUCCAAGUCUACGUCCCUUGUAUCCUCAUCGUCUGCUGUUCCUGGGUCGCCUUUUGGAUCACGAAGAAGGACGUCCCCGGCAGAGUUUGCUUAGGUGUGACUACUGUGCUGUCCAUGACCACCUUGGGCUUCGGCGGGCGGUCGGCUUGGCCGGCGGUCUCCUACGCGACUGCCCUCGACUACUUCGUCAUUCUGUGCUUUGCCUUCGUGUUCGCCGCCGUCCUGGAGUUCGCCUGCAUCAACUUCGUCGAGAGAGCGGCCAACAAACGGCGCAAGAAACUAGAGGACCUGAAACACCAGAUAACCGAACGGAUAAUGGCGGCGGAGAAGGACGCCACGAUGCAGGUGACGACGACGGUGAAGGAAGACGGGGGCGUGGACAUCGGGUCCUCCCUGCGGAACACGCUGAAGGUGGGACUGUCCGUCGUGCCCAUGGUUGAGGAGGCCUUAGAGGAGGCCGAGGCGUCCGGCAAGGACACUCCGGUGGACGCGCAGGCUUCCCUGAAGGAGGCGUUGAAGUUGCCUUUAAGUGUAGUGCCUGAGAGCCUGGAGGCUGUUCAGGACCCCUGCGAGCGGGAGGGGCUGCGGGAGCGGAUCGUGACCCCUUCCAGGGGCGGAGGAGGGGGAGGGGGGAGUGGCGUGGACAGUGGCGGGGAGGAGAUGGAGGACGACGGCCUGGACAGGACAGUCGUGAGUGGGGAGGUGGAUCCCCUGCAGGGGAAGAGAGACGCCUGGAUCGCCGCCAGCGACAGCGGCAGCAUGACCAGUCGGGGCAGUUUGUUUAAGUUCAAUAGAAAAGACAAGAUGAAAAGGGAACGCUCCCAGGACAGUGAGAGUGACUCCACAGUGAUCAAGGUCGACCUCCAGCAGGAUGACGACCAGCCCCCGCCGCCCCCGCCGCCCUUCACCGUCUGGCAGAUGCUCACCCGCAAGAGGAAGAUCAUGUCGGAGAUGACGCCGAGCAACACCGUCCUCACCGAGGAGGACGUCCUCGAGCGCUUCUCCAUCAUCGAUCUCUACGCCCGCAGGAUCUUCCCCACGGCGUUCUUCAUCCUCUUCACCAUCUACUGGGUCAUGUUCAACUACUACAUCACCGAUGAGUUCCCUCACGAGAGUAAAGUACCCAGUGACGGACUCAUAGUGGUUUAAAGAUGGUCUCUCUCUUUUUUUACGGUGGGCCCGCGCGGCACUCUCCUCACCAGACCGACUCAGUGGUGGUUCAUGUGACACGAGAAAGGAGAGAAGGAAGGAAGUGUCAGAUGGAAUAGUGAUUCAUGACGGAUGGGUCGGAGGGGGACAUAGGGGGGGCGUCAUUGUUUCGUAAGUGGCCCCCUUGCCCAAACCUCUCGUCUUCUGGAUAAACUCGUGUAUCUUAUUAAGCAUAAAAACAGUCUUUUAUAAUAUGACGAAAUACUUGGAUGUAAAUAAGCUCUGGGGGAAAACUUCAGCCUAAAUAUUUGGAUACGAAAACUGAAUUGCAGUGGGAUUCGAAAAUGGAUCUUCUUUUAGAUGCGAGUUUAUGAUAGAAAAGGACAUCCAUAGAAUAUAAUCGAGUGUGUCGUCCUAAUAAUGUUUGAGUUCUUUUUCAAAACAAGUCACGCCUUACCUUGGGUGUCGUCUGUGAAAUGUUUGCUAAACACAAUGUUUGUGGGAUGUAGGGACAUUCUAGACAGGGGCGAUCUUGAGUUUCGUCCUUUGUUUACGACAAUAAAUCAAGAAGACCUGAGUAUACUCACCUUUGAUCUUUAUUUCUCUCUUUUUUUAUUUUUAUUAUUAGUGAAAUUUGCGUGUCUUUUUAUCCGAGGCGGAAACGACAUUGAUGAUCGAAGUUCACUUGGGGUAUUCUUAAGUUAUAAGUGACGAAAGCACAAGUUAAUAAGUCUUCGUGAUUGAGGCUUCGAUUAUUUUUUUUAUUUUUUUCUCAAUAUAGGCCUAUUUUUUUCAUUUAUUUGUUUUUUAAAAAGGUUAAAUAUUACUUAUCAGAAGAAUUUUUACAAGAACUUUUUCUCUGAUUUCUCUGUCUAUUUACUUUUAGAGCGAAUGAGUUUUCAAUACAAACUCAUACAUGUUCAUGUAAAGCAAGUCUGUUUUCGUUUUCCUCUCUCUCUCUCUCUCUCUCUCUCUCUCUCUCUCUCUCUCUCUCUCUCUCUCUCUCUCUCUCUCUCUCUCUCUCUCUCUCUCUCACUUUUUAGCACUUUUUAUGGCAAUUUUGAGCUCUUGAAAUUUGAUUAUUAUUAUUAUUAUUAUUAUUAUUAUUAUUAUUAUUAUUAUUAUUAUUAUUAUUAUUAUUAUAGGUAGUUAACUUUUUAGCAAUCAUUUUAUAUCAGAAGCCUCAAUGUACUAUUUUGUUUUUAAUCCUUAUCUCGUGAUCUUUUCCAAGUAAUUUACCUUAGCAGCAACACGACCUACAGGUUCCGUAUAUUAAUACUUUUUUAUAAUGAAUGCAGAAAAAAAUACUAUAUUGUAACGCUUUCUGUAGGCUAAUUUUGUACCAAGGUUCAUAACUAUUAAGACAUGUAAAUCUUAUAAAUAGAUUAUAUAAAUAAUAUAUGUAAAUGCUUUGACCAUAACCACGUCUUACACAAAGAUCUCUUGAUAACGGUAGCAGCCAAAUCUUUUUUGGUAAGGAGCCGACGAUACUUGGGUAUUGAACAUAGUAUAAAUAACUGUAAAUAAGAGAACACUAGUCUAUAAAUAUGUGUACAUAGGAAGAGUUAUAAUAACGUUACAGCAGACCUUGUUAAUCUGGAGAAUCUAAACGCCGCCUUUCUCACAUGCAUUCAACUCCUCAGCACUAACAGAAUAAAGAUAUUUUUUUCUUUUUUUUUACUAUCAGCAUCUAAAUAACACUACUGUGUCAUCCGGAACAAAAAUUAACGAUGAUAAAACAUUCGAUGAUCACUGUCUCAUUCCAAACGAAUACAGCAUGCAGACGAAAACUGCGUCCGACCUUCGAAGCGUCCGAAUCAUUUCGCCCAAAAAUGUUCGAAAUGAUUCUAGAACUUCUAUAAAAUAAAAGAUGAAUUGGAGCUACAAAAAGAAGAGUUAAAAAAGAAGAUUAAGGCAAAGGGAUGAACAAAAGAAUGGAUUCAUUGGAGCUAAAGAAAUUUAGGAAUCAAAUGAAAGACAGACGAAGAUGAUCCCGAUGUUUCGAACGUGUCGAGACCGCAAAAUCCAUCUCCCAAGUCAUAUAGUGAACUAAUGUCAUCUGUAGAUAUCACGUAGGUAAUUUAUCAUAUUAAUUCAUUCUCAGCGCGCAGAUCUAAUGUGGCGCAAGAAGGAUUUUAUUUUUUCGUUUUUUUUUUCUUGUCAUUCUUUAUUUCAUUCACUAUUUCCUAGUGAAUAAAAAUGAAAAUGUUUAGAAUAUGUCCGAACCUGACCAACACUCAAUCUCGAACACUGUGCCGAGACUGAGCCCCUCGGUACAUGGUUCAUCGUUCCUGUGUUCAACGCUGCGUAGGUUAGGACUCUCUCUCUCUCUCUCUCUCUCUCUCUCUCUCUCUCUCUCUCUCUCUCUCUGUAUGUUUUCCCCUCUUCCUUUUAUCUGCCAUUGGUAUGUUGAUCACCCAUUUUAUUAAAUCCUGCCUUUCCAACCGAUGAAAUAUUUGAUAAAUAUAUAUAUUUCCAAUAAAAACAAAAGUCGUAAGAAAUUGUUGAUAAAUACGGUGAUUGAGCGGAGUCUAGUAUUCUGUGGAAAGGACAUUAUUAACAUGCUUUCAAUACGCAUUGCCCAUAAAUUUUUUUUAUGAAUAGGAGUGAAUGAGAUACAGGACUCGCGAAUUAAAGCAAGCGAGUAGGCACUUACUCAAUGCCCCCUUUAAGAUAUUCCCGUAAAAGAAUUAGAGGACGCUCAAGAUAGUUACGAUGUUUCUGUGUACACGAGUAAUUUUUUUUUUUUUUUUUUUUUUUUUAGUGACUUCAUGGUCAUAAAAUGGCGAGUCCUUUAAUUUCCUGAUGUUUCUGUGUAUAUUUUUGUGUGAAUUUUAACUUUGCUCACUUUUAUAUAUCAUAAUUUCGUUAAUUCCCGAAUUGAUAAGGGAGGGAAGGGGUUCGGGAUAUACCCCUCUACUGAGGGGCAUGGGGGGUGUCGUGGGAAUUUCAAUAAAAUCUGUAAAAAAAAAUUUCAAACUUUCUCAUCAAAUAGCCUACUACUACACUUACUCGAAGAAAAGUCUCAUCUUAUGAAUACUUGUACAGCAAGUGAUUUAAAAAAAAAAAAAGUUUAAAAAUUUGAAACAAAACACUAAAACAAGAACAAUAAUGACAUUACAUACUCUUAAUCUGUUUCCUCAUUCAUUUCCAUUUUCACCCGAAUUAUUUUUGUUAUUUUUUUUUCCACAUCUGUUUCAUUAUUUUUCCCCCUCUCGGCAUUUUCUUUUGGUUUUAUUUUUCCCCUAUACCACCCCUCUUCCUUUAUUAUUUUGAAAUGUAAGCGCAUUGUUUUAUUUGCUACCGAAUCUCUCAUUAAAUUUAUCAAAGUAU
Macrobrachium nipponense is the source of this 6406-nucleotide messenger RNA. RefSeq names its product gamma-aminobutyric acid receptor subunit alpha-6-like. Gene Ontology annotation, cellular component: synapse; neuron projection; plasma membrane. Lineage: Eukaryota; Metazoa; Arthropoda; Malacostraca; Decapoda; Palaemonidae. The record is from RefSeq and is a predicted model, not a curated record. Gene Ontology annotation, molecular function: chloride channel activity; extracellular ligand-gated monoatomic ion channel activity; transmembrane signaling receptor activity. Gene Ontology annotation, biological process: nervous system process; chloride transmembrane transport; signal transduction. The transcript is spliced from 9 exons. The coding region runs from base 1310 to 3073 and encodes 587 amino acids.